AUGGGGAAACCAUUGUUCUACGAGAUCCUUGAAAAACCCGCCACUAGUUGUAUUAUAGGAUUAUGCACUUUAAUUUGGUUCUACAUACACAAGAAGAACAUCGGGUAUUCUCAUGUGGGUUUGAGUUAUGAAACGGCUGUCGAAGGUCACCAUUGGAGGAUCAUAACCUCUGCAUUUUCGCAUAUAAGUGUUCUUCAUCUUGUUUUCAAUAUGAGUGCACUUUGGAGCCUUGGAGUUGUUGAGCAAUUAGGGCAUAUGGGUUUUGGAGUGGGUUAUUAUCUUCAUUACUCGAUUGUUUUGGUAGUGUUAUCAGGUUUGCUAGUUUUGGGAAGCUACCAUGUUCUUAUCAAUCGAUUCAAAUUUGAGUAUUUCAGAAGAGUUACUGCUGUUGGGUAUUCUUGUGUUGUUUUUGGAUGGAUGACGAUUCUUUCAGUGAGGCAACCUUCAUCAAAAUUGAAUCUUUUUGGGUUUCUUUCACUCCCCAUUAGUUUUGCCCCUUUUGAAUCGCUUAUAUUUACUUCAAUCAUUGUUCCACAAGCAAGCUUUUUAGGGCAUUUAUCUGGGAUUAUUAUCGGGUAUUCGAUUGCUUGGGGUUUGAUCCAUGGAAUGAAUAAUUAUUGGGCUGUUUCUAUGUUGGGAUGGAUUUUGAUUGUUUUUGGUAUCAGUUUGAAGCAAUCGGGUGCUUAUGAUUUUCAGUUUCUUGAAAUUGAAUCUGUUACAGAUCCUUGUUUACCUGGUAAUGGCAGGAUGUUGCAAAUGAGCUCUCUUUUGGAUGCUCGUGAUGAACUUGUAUAG
Lactuca virosa is the source of this 795-nucleotide messenger RNA. Lineage: Eukaryota; Viridiplantae; Streptophyta; Magnoliopsida; Asterales; Asteraceae. The record is from the annotation of a GenBank genome assembly.